Procambarus clarkii (red swamp crayfish) is the source of this 882-nucleotide messenger RNA. RefSeq names its product mite allergen Lep d 7. NCBI's taxonomy places the organism in Eukaryota, Metazoa, Arthropoda, Malacostraca, Decapoda, Cambaridae. The record is from RefSeq and is a predicted model, not a curated record.
UCACAGGUCAGUGAGUAACAGUAAGAUUCAUCGUGAUGCUGUCUCGAGCUGCUGCGGUGAUUGUGCUGUGUCUGGGGUUUGUGGCUACUGCUCCAGGGCCCAAGGAUGACAGUUUGAACCACUACCUGGAUCUCAUGCUCGACAACUUGGAGGUCCUCAUCAUAGAGAACGGUCUUGACCCUACGCCUCUCCCUAACGGCACAGUGGGCUUCAGCGAUGUGGUGUUGGGGGUGACGUGGCAGGGGGAGGCGGCGGUGUAUGACGGCAGUCUUCGAGGCCUCUCCUCCAUCUACCGCACGGGAGACGCAGAGUUCCUCCACGACGGCAAUGGUUUUAUAAACGGCAUCUCUGCCAAUCUGGGCCUCGGUGACAUGGAGGCUCACUACACGCUUCUGGCGGAGUUCAUGGACCUGGGACCUGUUGCAGAUGUCGUGGUUGAUAUUAACGGAGCCUCCAUAUACUUUGAGGCUUCCCUUGAUCGGACAACGUGUCAUUUUCACGUCUCUAUUAUGGAAGUCACCGACAUCGGGCACAUCAGCGUCAACAUAACCGGACUGGGACUUCUCGACUGGAUUGUAGAAAUCGUGGUCGACCUGGUGGUGAACAUCAUAAAGGGUUUCAUCAAAGACACAGUAGAGGGAGUCAUUCUGAACCUCACCAACCAAGUCCUGGACGGCCUUGACCUCGGCGUCCUCGGCCCUCUCAUCGGCUGUGAUGCAGUAGCUCAUCCCUUCAUCCAGCCCCGGCUUGUGCACGCUAAGUAAGAUGCUUUGGGCGGCCCCUAGGACAGGAGGAUGGCUGGGGGAGUCACACUUACUGAUCUUCCAGCUGUAAAACGAUGGUUCAAUGAAGUAAAGUGAAGCAGUAAAGUUACAUAAAUAA